Molecule: messenger RNA, 2263 nt
Organism: Pimephales promelas (fathead minnow)
Lineage: Eukaryota; Metazoa; Chordata; Actinopteri; Cypriniformes; Leuciscidae
Gene: aldh9a1a.1
Product: aldehyde dehydrogenase 9 family, member A1a, tandem duplicate 1
Molecular function (GO): oxidoreductase activity, acting on the aldehyde or oxo group of donors, NAD or NADP as acceptor
Source: RefSeq, a predicted model, not a curated record
AACCACAUGCUUUAAGUCGAAAACAAUUGUGGUGACCCUCCUCUUUUCGCCCCACAACCAUAGAAGGCGAACGAUCUACUUGUAUUGUCUGCAGCAAACAGUUUGUUUUUGAAAAGGUUCCCGUCCAGACCAGAAUGGCUCAGCAAAUGCUACUGUCGCUGCCCGAGUUUCAGAAUGUUUCCACGGGUACUUUGGUGGUGAAGGAGCCACUGAAUUUCUGGGGAGGAGCGAGAGUGAAGCCGAAGGACACAAAGAAUUCGGAACCAGUAUACGAACCUGCAACUGGUCGUGUGCUGUGUGAUAUGAUUCCCUGUGGAGAGGAGGAGGUAGAUCAGGCCAUAAAAAGUGCUCAUUCUGCAUACCUAAAAUGGAGUAAAUUAUCAGGAAUGGAGAGGGCCCGGAUCAUGCUGGAGGCUGCCAGAAUUAUUAGGGAGCGCAGAGAUAAAAUUGCGAGAGUAGAAGUGGCCAACAAUGGCAAAUCUAUCACUGAGGCUCAGGUGGAUAUUGACGUUGCUUGGCAGUGUAUUGAGUACUAUGCUGGCAUUGCCCCCACACUGUCAGGCCAGCACAUACAGCUUCCUGGAGGAUCUUUUGCCUACACCAGAAGGGAGCCACUCGGAGUGUGUGUCGGCAUUGGAGCUUGGAACUACCCAUUCCAGAUUGCUGCCUGGAAGUCAGCCCCAGCUAUGGCCUGCGGCAAUGCCAUGGUGUUUAAACCAUCUCCCAUGACCCCAGUCACAGCAGUCAUGUUGGCAGAGAUCUAUAAAGAGGCAGGUGUCCCAGAUGGACUCUUUAAUGUGGUACAAGGAGGAGCCGAGACUGGAGGGCUGCUGUGUCACCAUCCCAUGGUGGCUAAAGUCUCCUUCACAGGCAGUGUUCCCACCGGAAAGAAGGUUAUGGAAAUGGCAUCCAAAGGUGUGAAGCAGGUGACUCUGGAGCUUGGAGGAAAGUCUCCACUGAUCAUCUUUAAAGACUGUGAGCUGGAAAAUGCAGUCAAAGGGGCCCUCAUGGCUAACUUCCUCACCCAGGGAGAGGUGUGCUGCAAUGGAACACGGGUGUUUGUACAGAGGGAGAUCAUGCCAAAGUUCUUGGAGGGAGUGGUGAAGAGGACCAAGGCUAUUUCUGUUGGAGAUCCCAUGUGUGACGGGACACGCAUGGGAGCUUUGAUAAGCAAACCCCACAUGGAAAAAGUGCUGGGCUUUAUCCAACAAGCUAAAGAACAGGGUGCAAAGGUUUUAUGUGGAGGAGAACGAUUUGUUCCCAGUGACUCCAAACUGAAAGACGGAUACUUUGUGUCCCCAUGUGUGUUGGAUAACUGCAGGGAUGAUAUGACCUGUGUGAAGGAGGAGAUCUUUGGACCUGUGAUGUCUGUUCUGCCUUUUGACACAGAGGAGGAGGUUCUUCAAAGGGCCAACAACACAACCUUUGGCCUGGCAUCUGGAGUCUUCACGAGGGAUAUAGCUCGUGCCCACAGAGUUGCUGAAAACAUUCAGGCUGGAACGUGCUAUAUCAACAACUACAAUGUUGGCCCUGUAGAAGUUCCUUUUGGAGGCUACAAGAUGUCAGGGUUUGGAAGGGAGAAUGGGCAAGUGACGAUUGAGUACUACUCUCAGCUCAAGACUGUUGUGGUGGAAAUGGGAGAUGUGGAAGACUUCUUUUAGGCCAUUGUGGUGUUAACCACCAGCAUUCAUGACAGCCAUGUGAUUUUUCCAAGUUUUCAGAUCUACUUAAAAAGUAGCUGAGCUAUGCUGUUGUUGCUUUGACAGUCCAUAUGUUUGUCUCCAAAUUCCAUUAGGCCUUAAAUUGUGUUGCUAUGAUAUUGUGCUAUAACAGGCUUAACUGUUAACAUUUUCAGUACUGUGAAAUAUGUUUGACAAAUAGUGUCAUAUAUAUUUUUUAAUCUUCAUAGCUGACUAAUUCAAUCAAAAGCAAGUGCCUGAUGUGUUUGUACUUCACAAAUGUAUUACAGUCAUGUAUGGUCAGGGGUGUAUUCCAGAAAGGUUGUGUUACCGUCAAACAUAACCUAACCAUGAACAUACUCUAGAUUAGCUAAAUUUACUCCCGGACGUGUUAUUGGAACCAGCAUACCUCGAGCAAGUAAGGUGUGGUUUAAUUACCUGAGUGUUCAGUGUAUGCUACACUUGUUUGUUUACCAUCCCUCUGUUCCUAACUGUCAAUGCCAUGAGGAACUUGUAUUAGACUGGUGAAUGACAAAUUGGUAGCAUUUCAAAUAAAAGUACCUAUCCUUGGUUUUCAAAAGAAA